UUCAACCUUUUUCUCCUUGAACGAAACAUUCGAUUCAUUCUCUCUCUGAUUCAAAGCUCUUCGUUGAGAGAAGAAGCCAUGGCUCGUACGAAGCAGACUGCUAGGAAAUCCACCGGAGGAAAAGCUCCCAGGAAGCAACUCGCCACCAAGGCGGCGAGGAAAUCGGCGCCGACCACGGGAGGAGUCAAGAAGCCUCACCGUUACCGUCCCGGAACCGUCGCUCUCCGUGAGAUUCGUAAGUACCAGAAGAGCACUGAGUUGUUGAUCCGUAAGCUUCCGUUUCAGCGUCUCGUUCGUGAGAUCGCCCAGGAUUUCAAGACAGACCUGAGGUUCCAGAGCCACGCAGUGUUGGCGCUUCAGGAAGCUGCGGAGGCUUAUCUGGUGGGUUUGUUCGAAGACACGAAUCUCUGUGCCAUUCACGCCAAGAGAGUCACCAUCAUGCCUAAAGAUAUUCAAUUGGCUAGGCGUAUUCGUGGAGAGCGUGCUUAGAAGAAUCACAUCUCUCAUCUAGUACUUUUGAUUUCUUUUUGUUUGUUUGUUUGUUUUAAGCAUAAUGCUUUGGUGUUAUAAACCUCUCUUUGAGGCUUAAGAACAUAGAUGGAUUGAGUAAUCGAUGUUAUGACACACUCUAUUUGUUAACUCUUGUUUCUCUCUCUAUGUUGAGUUUAUUGUGCGACA
Messenger RNA from Brassica oleracea var. oleracea, 678 nucleotides. Its product is annotated as histone H3.3. Gene Ontology annotation, cellular component: nucleosome. NCBI's taxonomy places the organism in Eukaryota, Viridiplantae, Streptophyta, Magnoliopsida, Brassicales, Brassicaceae. Gene Ontology annotation, molecular function: DNA binding; protein heterodimerization activity; structural constituent of chromatin. Bases 79 to 489 code for a protein of 136 amino acids. The record is from RefSeq and is a predicted model, not a curated record. The transcript has 4 exons.